UCCGUAGUGCGUCGUUGAGUACGCGACCACGUGACACAUGUGAUACUUGUGCUUUCUGUUCUUCUCCGAAUGCCACCAAAUACGCGGACAAACUCUGUUAAUCAGAAUAUAAACUGCGUCUCGGGAUUACUCGAUUUCUGAUUGUCGAAGUGUUAGAUUCGAACACCAAAACUACAGGCAGAAAUCCUUUCGUAUUUAUAAACUUGGAAGCAUAUGUAAGUUAUCAGCUUCGCUCUUCCACUUGGCCACUUGACAACUGACGUUAACUUGGUAGUGAGCCUGGAGAGGAGGGGACCAUAAACAGGAUACAAAUGCGGCUGAAAGACCCCUUCUCUUUAAAAACCGCAGACAUGACCAAGCGGUCUAACAAGCCAAAGAAGCCUCGUGAUGAAGACUCGUCUGACGAGGUUGGCGGGUUGACAUGCCAGCAUGUGAGCAGGGCUGUGGACCUCAGCUCAGUGAAGAAGGCAGUGACAGGCAGCCUGUGGUCUAUAUGCUCCGAUUGCCUUAAAGAGAGGAACAUUCAUGAGGGAGAACAAGCAGGAGCACAUGACAUCCUUGUGUGCCUCAAGUGUGGGUUCCAGGGUUGUAACCAGGCAGAAUCUCAGCAUUCCACAAAACACCUGCAAGCUCAUCACUCUGACUCUCACUGUAUCACCAUCAGCCUCAGUACAUGGAAAGCCUGGUGUUUUGAAUGCAAGGAAGAGCUCUCCACUCAUUGCAAUAAGAAAGCGCUGGCUCAGACUCUGGAUUUCCUGCAGAAGCACUCAGCAAAGGCCACCUCAGGAACAACCUCAAAAAUUAUCAGGCUCCGAGAGGAACCCGCUGAGUAUGUGGACACUCAGAGAGGGAAGACUCCAGUGAAUAGCACACUUAUCCCAGUCAAGGGCAUCAACAACCUGGGUAACACCUGCUUCUUCAAUGCUGUGAUGCAGAAUCUCUCCCAGACCCACAUGCUGAAUGACCUAAUUCAAGACGUCAAGGAGAAGGGACAUAAGAUGAAGAUCUGCCCCCCUGCUGAGACUAAGUUGGGGCCACUAACAGUGACGUUGCCCAGCCCAGAACCCCUCACCUCAGCCAUGUUCCUGUUCCUCCAAAGCAUGAAGGAGCCUGGGAAAGGGCCUGUCUCCCCCAAGAUCCUUUUCAACCAGCUAUGUCAGAAGGCCCCUCGCUUUAAGGGUUACCAGCAACAGGACAGUCAGGAAUUGCUGCAUUACCUCCUGGACUCCAUGAGAGUGGAGGAGACAAAGGUGAGUGCACGAUUCAUUUUUUCAUUUUAUUUAUUUAAAGAAAAAGCAGCUUUAAUGGGGGUUUGGGGGGUUGAGUGGCUGAAGCUGCAGGGUCGCCAUUCGUCCACUUCUCAUGAUGAGAGAGGUGCAGAUUUGGUUUCUAGCCGACAAGAGGAGGAGCCCUGUGUGGCUGGGCGUGGCCUGGCCAGUUGCCGGCCGGAUACGAUGGGCAGCCAAUCAGACUGCAGCGAGAAGGAUUCCAACCUGCAGGACAGCAGUAACGAUGCAGACAGCGAGGCCUCCGAGAGCGAAUGGUCACCACGAAUCCCAUCUGUGUCCACUCACAGUAGCAUAUCAGAUAAAGUCUCAACCGCCACCACUUCAGCCUCAACAGCACACAAUCCAAGUCUAAAAUCAAACCUGAGCCCGAGCCCCGCUCCGCAGGGCGGCGCUGUAGAGCAGCUUGUCAGUGCUGUGUCCAAGCUAGGCCUGGUGCACACUUCCACUGUUACUCUACCUGUCAGUCACAGCCCAGAGGAACCGUCCGAGGUCCGGGAGAGAGACCGUCAGCACCAUCAAGGGGCCUUCCAAGCCCUCUGUCACAGUUACACCCCCAGCUCUAAAGAGUGCUCCGUACAGUCCUGCCUGCAUCAGUUCACCUCUGUUGAGCUGCUGAUGGGCAACAACAAACUGCUCUGUGAGAACUGCACCGAGAGAAGGCAAAGGCAGAUGAAGAGGAGUGAUAAGAAGGCUGAGAAGGUGUACACCAGUGCCCGUAAACAGAUGCUCAUCUCUGCACUUCCUCCAGUGGUCACUCUUCACCUUAAACGAUUUCACCAGGCCGGGAUGAAUCUGAGGAAAGUUAAUAGACAUGUGGAUUUUCCUCUUUUGUUAGACCUGGCACCUUUCUGCUCUGCCACUUGUAAGAACCUCGGGUCAGGGGAGCGUGUUCUGUACAGCUUGUACGGCAUUGUGGAACACAGCGGAUCAAUGCGAGGUGGGCACUAUGCAGCCUACGUGAGGGUCCGCACCCCCCAGCGUAAACCUGAGCAGCGCCGGAACCAGUCAGGUUCCAGAGAGGCCAGCUCAGCCCCACAAGGUCAGUGGGUGUAUGUUAGUGACACCAGCGUUCAGACUGUACCGGAGUCCAGAGUGCUGAACUCUCAAGCUUAUUUACUUUUCUAUGAAGAACUCCUAUAAGAUCCAGACGGGCGCGUGAAUGCAAGAUGAUCCAGACGAAUGCAAAACGCAAUAUCAGCUCAGACAACUGCGAGCACUUACUGCAUGACUAUAUCCCUGUAUUUUAAUGUAGGAUUCCAUAUACUAAAAGCUUUGUCUUAUGGCUCAUUCAUUACUCAAGGUGAUCUGAAUUAAAAAUGGGAGCCAUUAUUAUUGAUGUAAAAUAAUAUUAUGAGUUUAAGUUAUUUAUAUUUUACAGCUAAUAUUUGAGCCUAACGUUUAUUUUUGGGGGGUUAAUUUUGCAGGAGAAAUUGCCAAAGAGUAAUUUAAGAUAAAUAUGUAUAGAAUAUAUAUUAUGAGAGGGAGGAUUGUGCCAAAAGAGUCUAUAACCUCUGUUGUGAAAGGGAAACUCAGCACAAUAUGCAGCUGUUGCGUUCAGAGCCGUUUAAACCCGUCAUAUCCUGCACUGGAUCACACAAACUAGUCACACACACACAUAGACACACGCAAACAACAUAUCAUCAUUUACUUGGGAGACAAUUUAAUAUUCACAAGGUUGCUUGACAACAAUAUAAUAAAUUGUAAUUUGCUGAUUGUCAUUUAUUUUUGUGUUAACGUUUAACUUUGGUUUGCUUGAUCAGUACUAAUGUUUUUGAAUUUAGUUUAAUUCAAAUCAUAGAAGUGGGCCCUCCUGUAAAGUUUUAUGAAUUUGUAACUUGAGAACAUUUCUCAGUAUCUAAUGGUUAAGGAGUUGGUGCAAUAUUCCUGGACUUUGCCUCAUGCCUAAUUUUUCAGAAAUGAAUGAGAGUAGAAAACAAUUUCUUAUUAUUUCCCCUUUUUGAUUUUUGAAACUACAUCAGUGCCUACAGUUUAUGAGGGCUGAGAUUGUUUUGCAUGUCUUUAGCAAAGUAUUUGAUUCAUACAAGAGUAUAAAGAGAAUGGUUUGUGUAUAUACUGAUUAGAAAUAUACAUAAUUGUAUGUAAAAUAUGUAUCUUGUUCAAUACUAUUUAUUCUGUUUACCAGGCAGAUAUUGUAACACCAUAGAUUUGUGUGGUGUUUAUGGCUUCAGGGUUCCUCAAGCUGUUCUAUUGCUUGAAUUUUGUGAACAUAAUCCAGUACAAAAUCAUUUAAAUACAUGUA
Molecule: messenger RNA, 3549 nt
Organism: Sinocyclocheilus anshuiensis
Lineage: Eukaryota; Metazoa; Chordata; Actinopteri; Cypriniformes; Cyprinidae
Product: ubiquitin carboxyl-terminal hydrolase 45-like
Exons: 16
Coding region: 312-2429 (705 amino acids)
Biological process (GO): protein deubiquitination
Molecular function (GO): zinc ion binding; cysteine-type deubiquitinase activity
Source: RefSeq, a predicted model, not a curated record